GUGUCUUCUUUCAGGUACUAAUGGCUUUUAGGGAUAUACAAAAAGAGCUGCAGGAAGAUGCUCGGAUUCGAGGGAUGAGCAACUGCUCCAUGAUACCCAGGUCAUUUGCAUUUGGGACUGGCAUCAGGCCUCCAGAUUCUGGGAUGACCCUAAAUUUGGGAAGCACUGGAGAACAGCCAUCAAGGGCCCAGGCCCACAACCUAAGAAGACAGUUCUCUGAUCAAUCAGCUUGCUACCCUGGACCCUAACCCUACAAUCAAGAAAAGAAGGUCUCUCUUCUGCUUCUGCCAGGUUUCACCCACAUGGCCUUUCCCCUGAGGUCUCCCCUGCCCAUCCUUCUAUAGUCAAGAAACCACGCCUCAUGGGUCCUCACUAGAACAUGAGAGAGCAGCGCCAAACCAAGCAGGGCACAGCUUAGGUUGCCUGAAAAAAAGAGAAGUUACUCGGCAGACAUCACCCCUAACCCAGAAGAGAAACUGACCCUCAUGGACAAAGAUACCAUGAUCUUCGGCCGCACCUGGUAACUUGGAAAUUGAAUGAGACCCAAGCACAUCACAACUGCCAAGCAAAGAAACCAGCAAACAAACAACCAGUAAAAUAAAUGUGAUAUAAAAGGCACUCACUUUA
Molecule: messenger RNA, 627 nt
Organism: Herpailurus yagouaroundi (jaguarundi)
Lineage: Eukaryota; Metazoa; Chordata; Mammalia; Carnivora; Felidae
Gene: LYLDT1
Product: chromosome unknown C12orf54 homolog
Exons: 5
Coding region: 21-248 (75 amino acids)
Source: RefSeq, a predicted model, not a curated record